Messenger RNA from Cygnus atratus (black swan), 2349 nucleotides. RefSeq names its product DC-STAMP domain containing 2 (gene DCST2). The transcript is spliced from 15 exons. The record is from RefSeq and is a predicted model, not a curated record. Gene Ontology annotation, cellular component: membrane. NCBI's taxonomy places the organism in Eukaryota, Metazoa, Chordata, Aves, Anseriformes, Anatidae. Bases 1 to 2349 code for a protein of 782 amino acids.
AUGGAGCCAGUCUUGGGGCUGAAGAGGCUCUGGAGCUGGGCAAAGAGGGCCUGGGGCAGGCAGCCCCGGCACAAGCGCUGGCUGGAGGAGGAGAGCAAGGUGCGGGAGGUGGCGCGCAGCACCGCCGGCUUCGUGCUGGGCAUGGCCCUGGCCAGCCUGUACGGGGCCCUGGUCCUGCUGGCACAGAGCGGCAACGUCUGGUACUGCCUGGUCACCACCAUCAGCCUGGGCACGGCGCUGGGGCUGGGCAUGGCCUUCUCCACCAAGGUGCGCGUCUCCGUGCUGCUCACGCUGCCCCACAUCUUCACCAGGGAGGGCAAGAUGCUGCUGCUGCUGCUGGCACUGGGCAUGGCUGUGCAGGGGCCCUGCACCAACAUCCUGCACAACUUCUCCCGGGCCGCUGAGUCCCUGUCGUGUGGUGCUGAGCUCGCCCUCAACCAGACGGCCGAGAGGCUGCAACGUGCCCGGGAGCCACUGCUGAACGUGCUGGCCAAAAUCAAGGACAUUGCCCAGAAAGCCAAGGUGGUGGGCGACCGCGUCCGCAAGUUCUUCCGCUCCAUCAUGGACUCCGUGAGCCACGUCGCCCGAGCCCUGCGCAACGUGUGGCGCUGGCUGGCCAACGUGGGUGAGCUGUGCAACCAGGAGCUGGGCACGCCAUACCGCCGCUGCCUGCGCCUCUUCGAGGAGGCCAAGGACAACUGUGAGCGCGCCCUCUCCUUCCUCUUCUUCCUCUGCUACAUCAUCAUCACCUUCAGGCCGCUCUGCGGCCUGGCCAACGCUGGCCUCCUCUUCUGCAUCAUCCCCCAGUACAUCCAGUCCUUCCUCAAGAAGACGAUCGCAGCCCCCCUCAGCAGAGCGCUGGACCGUGUGCGCAGGGAGUUCGAGUUCAACAUCUCGGCUGUGCACCACUUCGACGUCAGCCUCAACUCCAGCAAGACCCUGGGUGAUGUGGCCCUGGACAUCAUGGAGGGCGUGAGCCAGCGCCUGGAGCCCACCCGCCAGGUCGUGGGGCUCUUCGCAUACGCCUCCUCCUGCGCCAUCCUCUACCUGUAUCUGAAGGCGCUGCGGUACCGCCACCAGUACCUGCGGGAUGACACCUUUGACAACGUCUACAUCACACAGCGCUUCAUGGAAAUGGACGUGCGGCGAGCAGAGCAGGGCAAACCCACCGUGCUGCCCCUGAACUUCUGGGAGAGCGGCCGCUACAUCCACCCCGGGAUGCCGUGGUUCUCGCAGCAGGAGCGGCGCCGCUACGGGCUGGAGCUGGCGGGGGUCCUGCGGCAUGUGCUGCUGGGGCUGAGCCUCGUGCUGGCCGACUACAGCCUCUUCUGGCUGCUCGACCUGGUGCGGCACCAGAUGCAGGGCGAGAUCGUUGCGAGGGCCCCGGCGAUGCUGGCCGUCAGCGUGAACGGGACAGGCUACACCAGCGAGAUCUUCCAGGACCUGGUCUCUGCCUUCGACGUGCUGCAGCGGGGCAACGUCUCGGUGCUCUCCCAGCGGUGCCUCCUGCAGCCUGUGGAGCCCGACUACAGCGCCUACAUCAGCAUGGGCAUCCUGUACGGCAUCUGCCUCUUCGUUGCCAUCUUCGGCAACCACGUGGGACGCCUGCGGCGGGUGGUGUGUGCCGCUUACUACCCGGCUCGUGAGCAGGAGCGGACGUCCUUCCUCUACAACAGCAUCCUGGCGCGGCGGGCAGGGCUGGUGCAUGCCCUGCGCCAGGCGGCGAGGCUGCACUCGGCGGAUGCUGGGCACGGCAAUCUGCUCCUCUUCCUCACCUCCAGGGUGCCUGCCUUUGGCCGGCUGCUUCGGCUCCUGGGCAUCCAGCAGAAACACUGCCUGGCCUGCGGGAUGGCGGAGCAGAAGGACUUCAUCGCGUGCAUCACACCCAGCUGCAAAGGGCUGUACUGCAGCGAGUGCCACCAAGCCCUGAACAACGUCUGCUCCAUCUGCAUGGGUCCCCUGAGCUACAAGGACAUGGGGGACGAGGAGAUGGACUCCAGCGACGAGGAGACGGUGGGGCUGUGGCUGGGAGCGCUGCGGACGCUGCGGGGCCACGAGCAGGAGCAGCGCCGGGAGCAAGGGCGGCUGCUGAGGCAGCGCAUCCAGGAGGUGGCAGGGGGCUGGGGGGGAGCCCGCCGCUUGCCCCCUGAGAUGUUGGCCCAGCUGCGAGCCCAGCUGAAGGAGGAGGCGAGCGCGGAGAGCGAUGGGGACAGCUACGGGGUGCCUGGUGAGGACAGCUCCUUCUCCAGCCUUGAUUUCAGCUACCAGGAGCAGCCCGAGGGCAGCGGCAGUGAGCUGGAGGAGGUGAGGGUCCUGCAGCCACCCAGCAGCAAGGGCAGGGCCGGGUGA